This is a messenger RNA of Cucurbita moschata (crookneck pumpkin), 2202 nucleotides long. RefSeq names its product protein DA1-related 1-like. Lineage: Eukaryota; Viridiplantae; Streptophyta; Magnoliopsida; Cucurbitales; Cucurbitaceae. Bases 392 to 2020 code for a protein of 542 amino acids. The transcript has 12 exons. The record is from RefSeq and is a predicted model, not a curated record. Gene Ontology annotation, molecular function: ubiquitin binding.
CGAAGUAUUUUCAUCAAUUUGUUAGACCUUUUUCAUUUGAUCAAAACACUUUUUCAAAAACCAAUGAACUAAGUCCAAGGUGAUGUCGAUUGGGUAGCCGCUCUGGAAGCUUGAUAGUAGCUAAAUCAAACUCAAUGACUCCGCAGAUGGCAGAUUCUUACGCCUUCGCUCAUCAGUUUUGGUCGUUUUGUUAUCAACUCCUGGUGACGUUUUGUGAAACCAGAAAAUUUAAAAAUGCAAAUGGGACCAAUGACGUUUUGUGGGUUGUCGUGGAAAUUUUGCAAGAGUACCUACUUUCGGAGGAGGAUCGAGAGAAAUUUGAUGAACUCUACAGAAUCUUCUCUCUUCUGGGUAAAAGUAUAGCAGCCAAACAAUCCAAUCGUAUUAAAGUAUGGGUUGGUGGACUAAAUUCUUCAAAGGCCAUGAAAGCCAAUACAAGGAAACAUAUGGAAAUGAUAGAAUUUGGGAUCAACCUCAAACCUCUGUGGAUGAAUUAGCGGAGUUCGAACAAGAGGACAUUGAUUUUGCAACUGCACUAUCACUUUCGGAAGAAGAUCAAAAAGUGGAAGCAGUGAUAGAGGAAGAAUCUCACAGUGAUGAAGAUGUCAUACACAGUACCAAAGAUGAAUCAGAGGAUGAUGAACAAGGUAGCAUAGCCCAGGCAGAGGAUGACAAUCAAAUUACCAAGUCUCAAUUGGAGGAAGAUGAGAGACUUGCCAAAGCUCGAAUGGAGGAAGACGAGCGAUCUGCCAAAGCUCAACACGAGGAAGAUGAGAUGAUUUUGAAAUUUCAAGCUGAAGAAGAUGAACAGUUAGCUAGAGCUUUCCAAGAAAGUCUAAACAUAGAUCCACCACCUCCUAGAUAUAUUUUCAAUCCUAAUCCUGUCUUCUAUCCAUCUGGAUACAGGGUUUGUGCCGGGUGCCACACUGAGAUUGGUUAUGGGCGGUUUCUAAGUAGCAUGGAAGCUUUUUGGCAUCCAGAAUGUUUUCGCUGCAAUUAUUGCAAUGAACCCAUUACAGAUUAUAAGUUUCCUAUCUUCUCGAACCGACCUUAUCACGAAUCCUGCUACUACAAGGAGCAACAUCACCCAAGAUGUGACGUUUGCCGCAACUUUAUUCCUUUUAAUUCUUCUGGUGUUAUAGAGUAUAUAAAGCAACCUAUCUCGUCACGACCGUAUUGUCCUUCACAUGAAAAAGAUGGAACGCCGAGAUGUUGUAGUUGUGAACAAAUGGAGACGAGAGACACUAGUUAUCUGUUACUUGAAGAUGGACGGAAGCUCUGUUUAGAGUGUUCGGACUCGGCAAUUAUGGAUACUCAUGAAUGUCAGCCUCUAUACCUCGAAAUUCAAGAAUUUUAUGAGGGUCUGAACAUGAAAGUUGAACAGCAAGUUCCCCUGUUGCUGGUCGAGCGGCAAGCUCUAAACGAGGCCAUGGAGGGAGAAAAGAAUGGUCACCAUCACUUACCUGAAACCAGGGGACUCUGCUUAUCAGAAGAACAGACUGUUGCUACUAUCUCGAAAAGGCCAAAGAUUGGGGCAGGCUACCCUAUAAAAGACAUGUUUACCGAACCUCAUAGAUUAGUUCGUCGAUGCGAAGUUACCGCUAUUCUCGUUUUGUAUGGCCUUCCUAGGUUACUGACAGGAUCUAUCUUGGCUCACGAGAUGAUGCACGCAUGGCUGAGGCUUAAAGGCUAUCCCAUUUUGAGGCCGGAGGUUGAAGAAGGAAUAUGCCAAGUACUGGCUCACACGUGGUUGGAUUCUGAGAAUAAUUCCAUCUCUGGAAGUGGUGUGGCCUCCACAUCUUCAUCUUCAUCACCUUCAUCGUCCUCGUCUUCUUCAUCUUCAAAGAAAGGUAGACGAUCUGACUUUGAGGAGAAACUUAGGGACUUUUUCAAACACCAGAUCGAGAAAAAUCCAUUAUCAGCUUAUGGAAAGGGAUUCUGGGAAGGGAACAACGCCGUGUCGAAAUAUGGCCUAAAGACGACCCUCGAUCACAUUCGGCUGACUGGAACCUUUCCAUAGAGUAACAUUCAAUAGCUUUACCUCUGGAUAUAUAAUCCCAAGUUCAUACAAAAACACAACAUAGUAGUACAUAAUGAGAAGCAAAAACAAAAUCAAAAUAAGCAUUCAAAAGUUAUGUGAAGUUAUUGUGAAUCUCUCUUAAAUAAAUGUAGCAUAAAUGUGCACAAGUGUUUGGAUGAAUA